AUGAAUAAAAAGAAUACAAUUCCCAACAGCUUUAGCGAAAAAAUCUUGGCAGGCGUAUGUAACAAAAUAUACAGUCUGACAAACAAAACAUUUGAAGAGAUAACGGGAGGAUCGGCAAAUAAACUUAAGCAGAAUGAUUAUGUUUUAAUUAUAGGUGGCUUCUCCAACAUGUUUGGAUUCAAUUUGUGCAGAGAUUUAGUUUUCACAAAGAAUAUUAAACUAAUAAACAUAGAUAAAAACUUUGCAACUACAGUUUAUAAUCCUAAACAGUCAUAUGAUGAACACAACUGUAUCAGAUUAGAACCCAAAGUGUUUAUAAAUAAAACAGGGUUAAGUGACAAAGAGUUGCGAAAAAAAGACUUUGAAAAUUAUUUUCAUAUUAUUUGUGAUGAUUUUAGUGAUAAGGAAAAGGUAUUACAAUCUUUAGCAAAAGUAAAAGAGAUCAGUAGUAAUAUCCAUGUCUUAAUUAAUAAUGUUCAUGAAGGGUAUCAUAUUUUUCCAUAUAAAUAUCCUAAAUCCCACCAGCUGAGUGAAUAUCAGAAUAAUUCAAUAUAUCUAGGUGACCCUGAAAAAUUUCAUAAAAUUACGCAGAGUAAUCUAACUAAUAUUAUUAUUGCUACAAAAUAUGUAUUAAAUCAUUAUAAUAAUCAUCAGUCGUUGUAUAUUAUAAAUGUUUCACAAAUAUUAGGAACAUAUCCAGCUGCAUUUAAAGGAUUCUAUGCAGCAUCAAAAGCAGGAUUGAACCAAUUUCAUCAAAGUUUGACCUAUGAACAGGAUGAAAGGAACAAAGAUGGAUAUUAUAAUGUGAAAACAUUAUUGGUUAUAUUACCUCAAAUGCACCAAGAUGAAUUAUAUGGCUGGAAACAGUAUAUAAACGACGAAAGAAGAUUUUGGGAAUCUUGUGCACUACAAGUGAUCUAUGCAUUGGAACAUGGUCGUCGCGGACAGAUGUAUAUUGAAGUUUGGGAUGUUUUUCAUUAUCUGUUAAGAUGUGUUCAUUUGGUUAAAUUUUGGCAAUUUGGUUACAUAAAUAGUUUGUGGCAUAAUAUUGGAUCAAAUGAACAUACUUGGAAGUAA
Molecule: messenger RNA, 1077 nt
Organism: Saccharomycodes ludwigii
Lineage: Eukaryota; Fungi; Ascomycota; Saccharomycetes; Saccharomycodales; Saccharomycodaceae
Gene: SRL4
Product: Srl4p
Exons: 1
Coding region: 1-1077 (358 amino acids)
Molecular function (GO): oxidoreductase activity, acting on the CH-OH group of donors, NAD or NADP as acceptor
Source: RefSeq, a predicted model, not a curated record